AUGGCAAAGGGAGAUGAGGAAAACGCAGAAAAUGUGCCCAAUGUCGCAAAGCGAGAAAAACACCCUAUCACAGACCUAGAUCAAGGGAUCGUGGGUUGGGAUGAUCAACAAGACCCUAUGAACCCAAAAAAUUACCCUGUCACUCGGAAAUGGUUUCUUCUUGCGCUCGUCAGCAUGAUCACUUUAAUCAGUCCGUUUGCCUCCUCCGUUUUUGCGCCGGCUGUUGCAGAUGCGGAUCGAACUUUCCACAACACCUCGUCUAUUCUGAGCUCCCUUGCAGUGACAUCCUAUCUGUUUGGCUACAGUUUUGGUCCAUUGUUUCUGUCACCAUUGAGUGAAAUGUACGGACGAAGAAUAAUUCUCAACCUUUCAACGUCCUUCUUCGUCCUCUUCCAGAUCGGAUGUGCACUUGCACCCAACCUCUCCGCGUUGAUAGUGUUUAGGCUUCUUACUGGAAUAGGAGGCUCGGCAUGCUUAACUAUCGGGGGCGGUGUUGUAUCAGAUUUAUUUGAGCCCGAACAACGUGGUAUGGCAAUGUCUAUAUUCAGCGCUGGGCCUCUGUUUGGGCCCGUCCUGGGGCCUAUUUGCGGCGGAUUUAUUGCACAGAGAGCUGGAUGGAGAUGGGUUUUCUGGGUUCUUGUAAUCGCAGGUGGCUCAUUUACUGUCUUCGUUCUGAUAUUCAACCGUGAGACCAAUCCGGUUAUUAUCAUACGUCGAAAAACUGCCCUCCUAAAAAAGGAUCUGGGACGUUCUGACCUUUGCAGCUUUUACGAGUCGAAGCGUGACAGUCAGAGUCGAAAAUCCAAAGGCAUCACCUUCUUACGUGGCCUAACGACCCCAUUUCAGCUUUUAUUUCUUUCUCCGAUAGUGUCAAUCAUUGCGGUCUAUAUCGCGACAGUCUACGGUUGCCUCUAUCUUCUUUUAACAACCAUCACAACUGCCUUCAGAGAUACCUACAAUUGGAGCAUCCAGAUUAGUGGACUGGCCUACCUUGGCCUUGGUGUUGGGUUCCUGGCUGGACAACUCGUUUUCGGCUUACUGAGUGAUAGAGCCAUUGUUCGACUCAAAGUCCACAACAAAGGUGUCUUUGAGCCUGAAAUGCGGCUACCACUUUGCAUCUUCUUCGCCUGUUGUGUUCCGGUGUCAUUCUUCUGGUAUGGCUGGUCAAUACAGGCAAAAUCGCACUGGAUAGUGCCCAUUAUCGGUCUCUUCCCUUUUGCCUUUGGCCUGGUUGGCAUUUUUGCGACUUUGCAGACAUAUAUCAUUGACUCGUAUCCUCGGUAUGCGGCGUCGGGAAUAGCAGCGAUAACUGUGUCUCGGUCUCUUUUUGGCGCGCUGUUGCCACUUGCUGGUCCUACCAUGUACCAGACACUUGGCUAUGGCUGGGGAAAUUCAUUGCUUGGGUUUAUAACACUAGCAUUGCUAGGCAUGCCGGUUGUUUUUAAUCGCUUCGGGCGCUCGCUGAGGGAGAAAUAUGGAUCCAGAUUCGGCCAUAACGUAGCUAGUGGCUGA
Messenger RNA from Penicillium samsonianum, 1512 nucleotides. RefSeq names its product MFS transporter. The record is from RefSeq and is a predicted model, not a curated record. Gene Ontology annotation, biological process: transmembrane transport. Bases 1 to 1512 code for a protein of 503 amino acids. NCBI's taxonomy places the organism in Eukaryota, Fungi, Ascomycota, Eurotiomycetes, Eurotiales, Aspergillaceae. Gene Ontology annotation, cellular component: membrane. Gene Ontology annotation, molecular function: transmembrane transporter activity. The transcript has 6 exons.